Molecule: messenger RNA, 1670 nt
Organism: Lethenteron reissneri (Far Eastern brook lamprey)
Lineage: Eukaryota; Metazoa; Chordata; Hyperoartia; Petromyzontiformes; Petromyzontidae
Gene: GTF2H4
Product: general transcription factor IIH subunit 4
Biological process (GO): nucleotide-excision repair
Cellular component (GO): transcription factor TFIIH holo complex; transcription factor TFIIH core complex
Molecular function (GO): ATPase activator activity; double-stranded DNA binding
Source: RefSeq, a predicted model, not a curated record
GCCGCAGUUGCCAAUGGCGUCGUUGUCCGGCGCGGGCCCCGCAGGGAGCGCGGGGAACCACAACAACAACAACAACUCGGCGGCGGCCGCCGCCGCCAACUCGGGGCGCGCGGCGUCGCGAGGCCUCCUCGCGUGCCGCAACCUGCACGAGUUCCUGCGCGGCCUGGAGGCGCGGGCGCUCGACCGCCUCUACGCGCACCCGGCCCCCUGCCUCGCCUUGCUCAGAGAGCUGUCACCACUGGCCAGGAACUACGUUAUGCGAAUGCUCUUCCUAGAGACGCCACUCCCCACAGCCGCCAUCGACUCCUGGGUCUGCAAGGAUGCACAGAAGGCCCAUGAGGAGAGUGCUCAGUUGCUACGAGAGCUGCGCGUGUGGCAGGACCACGUGAUCCCCGGGGGGCUGCCAGGCCUGGUGCUCAACCCGGUCUUCAGAGCCAACCUGCGUACUGCCCUACUGGGCGGUGGUAACCCUUGGUCCGACGACACGACUGGACUGGGCCCAGACAAGCACGCUCGCGAUGUGACAUCGUUAGGCCGCUACGCCCUGGAGCGAUGGGAGGUGAUCCUCCACUUCAUGGUGGGGUCACCCGGAGCCGAGGUGAGUGCAGAUGUUGCCCAGCUGCUCAUCAAAGCUGGACUCAUGCGCAGUGAAACCGGGGAGCCACCAUGCAUCACCUCGGCGGGGUUUCAGUUCCUGCUGCUCGACACAGCCUCACAAGUUUGGUACUUCAUGUUGCAGUACCUGAACUCCACGGAGACCAGAGGCAUGGAUUUGGUGGAAAUAUUGUCCUUCCUGUUUCAACUGAGCUUCUCCACCCUUGGGAAAGACUACUCUGUGGAGGGGAUGAGCGAGUCAUUGCUCAACUUCCUUCAACACCUUCGCGAGUUUGGGAUGGUGUUCCAGAGAAAGCGCAAGUCUCGCCGCUACUACCCAACCCGUCUCGCAAUCAACCUCGCCUCAGGAAUCUCCCAGGGCAGCACGGACGUUCACCAGCAAGGAUACCUCGUCGUGGAAACCAACUACCGAGUCUACGCUUACACGGACUCGGAGCUACAGGUGGCCCUGGUGGCUCUAUUCUGUGAGAUGCUCUACCGCUUCCCCAACCUCGUGGUGGCGCAGGUGACGAGGGAGAGCGUGCAGCAGGCCAUCGCUAACGGCAUCACGGCUGAACAGAUUAUCCACUUCUUGAGGACGCAUGCCCACCCAGAAAUGAUGAAGCAGACGCCUGUGCUGCCACCAACCAUCACAGACCAGAUCAGACUGUGGGAGAUGGAACGAGACCGACUCGUCUUCACCGAGGGCGUGCUGUACAGCCAGUUCCUGUCCCAGGCGGACUACGAGGUGCUGUGCGUGCGGGCGAGGGAGCUGGGGGUGCUGCAGUGGGAGUGUGCCGCUCGCAGGCUCAUGGUGGUCACUCCCGCCGGGCACACGGACGUCAAGAGGUUCUGGAAGAGGCAGAAGAACUCUUGAGGGGGAGAACGUAUACACACGCGUGUGCGCGUGUAGACACACGCGUGCACGUGUAGACACACGUGCACGUGUAUACUCGCGUGCAAGUGUGUAUAGACGCGCGCACGUGUAUAUACGCACAUGUACAUUUACGGUAUAUGUAAAUAAUAAAAAGACACAAAGUCCAUCUCUCCAAAAUAAAUGCUAAUUAUUUUUCAUC